Molecule: messenger RNA, 4560 nt
Organism: Paramuricea clavata
Lineage: Eukaryota; Metazoa; Cnidaria; Anthozoa; Malacalcyonacea; Plexauridae
Source: the annotation of a GenBank genome assembly
AUGUGUAAGAGUUAGUUACUCAGUGUGGAUAAUUUUAAAGUUUAUACAUGCAGGGUGUCUAAAAAAAGUAGUAAAAACUCUUUGCUCUGUAGUCAGUUGAACCAUUUUUAAUCGAACUGGGUCAACUGACUGGACUAUUUUCUAAGUCGUUUUUACUUGCAAUUUUAACAUGCUCGUACGAUUACAAUGCAUUCUGAACUGCCAAAGCCAGAGGUAAUGAAGUUUGGAUUUUACCACAAAAUUAAAGGCCGUGAAUUCUAAAGGUCAAUUUAUUUGACAUACCCUAGCCUGUAGUUACCUUUGUUCUAUUUUAUACUUUUGUGAACUAAAACAAUAAGAACUAUAGGCAUGUGAGUUAUCUAAGGUUGUGAAUUGGGUAUAAUUUAAAUCUAAGGAUUUGAAUGGUCCAAAGUAUAGAGCGUUUUCACUCAUUCCUCAAUGACCAACUCAACAAAAGCCAUGGCGGCCAUGUUGGUCUUCCAGACAAAAGAGUCUAAUAUUAAAAUUCUUUUGAAUUGGAGCACCAACAUGCGGUUGUGACGUCACGUGCAAACGCUCUACACUGUAUAAGUUAUUUCCAAGUCUGCAGGUGGAUUUGAAGAUGGCUCACUUCGCGAAUUAGCGAAAAUAUUUCGUGGCUAAAACAUUUUAGCAAACUUUUGUGGAGAAUCUGCUCCCCAGAUGAGGCAAGUCCAACAUUAUUUAGUUUGUGCACAUAUAUGCAAAUAUAACAUUUGAUUUCAUCUGGCAAUUUUCAAUUGAUCGUUUGGUAUUUGCCGUAAAAAAGCAAAUUCGCCACGAAAAGGUCGAUUGCUAUCAACAUCUAAAUUUUAAGCGAAUUCAAACUCAUCUUCACUCUCGCUUCCUGAUCCUUUGCGCCUCGUAGCAGUUCAAGCAUGAAAUUUAUACGCCAAACAUCAACUUCAAACACCGGAUCUUAAUUUACUGCUUUGAUGAAUACGUGACUAGUGGUAAAAUUGUUUUCUUAAAUCAUUGUAAAGAGCACAAGUUUAAUAUAUUUAAUAUAUUUCAAAACUCGUGUAAAAGCUGUUAUAAUAGAGUUGUAAAAUAAAAAAACUUCGUUAGCGGUUUGACGUUUGCCGUAAACGUCAAUCUAAAGGUCUCUAAUAUAAGAAUAGGCAAACGCUUUGAGGCAAACGUUUCGUUACGCGAAACUGUGGGACAUUACUCUAAUCGCAUAUUUAAACAAGUGUGCGGAAGCUCCGAAUUCGUUCGGUUCUGUGCCUUAUUGCUUUCUUAUGCAGAAUUAAUAAUAAAAUUUCUUCAUUCCUUCAAAAGCUUUCAUACAUCCAAAUCCGGCAGGAGCUUUUCUCUCUGGACAACUGCGUUGUUCCCACAUCAUGUAUGUGAAUUUGUAAAUUAUUGUCUUUAGGGAAAUACCCUGACUCCAACUUUACAGAUUGUUUGGGAGCCUGGACCAACCAAGGAAAACUUCUAAAUCACUGGAUCAUUGUUAACUCGACAACGAAAGAUGUUAAGAUUUUAACAGGAAGACAAGGUGAUAAACCGCAUGGCUGAACUUUAGUUCGAUAACAUGCGAUAAUUGCUUUACCAAACGAGAUUUGCACGUUUUUAAAUCAUUUUACAGAUUUUUGACAAGAAAACGAUCAUCUGUAACGGUUUUCAAAAACCAGGAGUGGUAAUUAACCUAAUAAUAUACAUGAAAAAUUCUCAAUUCUGAUUGGCUAAGAGCAGUGCAAUUUUUUCCAAAUACAGUGCCAAAAAAUGAAAUAUAGUGAGCAAAAAAAGAAACACAGUGAAAAUGUUAUUGACUAUUUAGGCUUUCUGAAUGGCUUAAAAUAUUGUAGAGUGACAGUUGUAUAUUUGUUGUUUAUUCUGUUGUUGUGUAUUCAAAAGAAAGAAUAAAUUAUUUCCAUGAGUGACUUACGCACGUGACUGCAUAAUUUUUGUCAUGUAUAUUAUUGAUAAGUAUUGAUGGUAUGGUUUCUCGUGCAAUUUGAAAAAACAUUGACCGGUGAGUUUUUCUAAGACUUCAAAUUGCACUUGUCUUUCGGACUCGUGCAAUUUCGAUGGUCGUUGAAAAACUCCAAAGUUCACUCGAAAACGACCUAUUACGUAUACAUAUUGAAUUUUUAAGUAAUGAAAGUGAUAACAAAUUAUUCAAAUUGACUACAUGGACUAAUGUGCGGUCGGCUUAUCUGGCAUAUCAGGGAAAAACAAUCUAACUACUGUAUAUGAAGUGGCAACAAUUUUGAACCUAUCUCACCUGGCCUGGGGAGCAUUCUUGCAUUUUCAGAUACUACGUUUUGAUAUAUUAUUUUUUCCUGCUAUAGCCAAAAGCUGCUUUAAAACACCCUUCUUAAUAGGUAACUAACAUCAGGACCGUAGCUAGACCGAUAAUUGGGGGAGGGGGUGUAUAUUCAUAUAUUCGUGUUCUGCCCGACGGAUUUCUUUUGAAAGCGAUUGUUUUUACGGUAUGUGAACAUGAAUAUAUGAAUAUACGCACCCUAGCUACGGCCCUGACUAACAUUUCCUCUUUGUCUAAUAUUUUAAACAUAAGGGACCUUUCUUGGAAGGCCAAUUUGUUUAACUAUGGAGAGGGCAAACCAUAGUUUAUAUGUUAAAAGAGGCUCUGUUUCCGGUUUCCGGCCCCAAAAUCACCUCUCUGGAGUUCUCAUUACUAAUAUUUUUUCAUGCACCGUUGUCGGCUACGUAGUCCGUAUAGAGAGCGUUUGCCUGGCUCGGUUAAAUCUAGAAUUUGCAAAUCUGCUUUCUCGUCAUUCUCUUGGCGCAAAUGACUCCUUAAAAUAAACUUCACUCUAAUUCAUCUAUGCUGAUUACCCAAAUACAUAGGUGUUGGUGAUGGCUAUAUAGUUAUCGAUGCCAGCAGUUCCCAUUACCAGAAGGACAAAGAAGUGAAGCUCUACAGUGAUGAGAUUACAGGACCUGUUUGCAUGAGGUUCUAUUUCUACCUCUAUGGAAAUGAAACUGGAUAUUUGAAAAUCUUAACCAAACGUCAGAAAUCUACCAAUGAAGAUAUCGCUUUCACUCGCUAUGGAAAUCACGGCCAUAAGUGGAACUUCGCUCAGAUAUAUUUAGAUUUUUCUUCAACCGAUGUUUAUCAGGUAUUGUUAAUAAUUUUUCGUUCUUUGCAACAUAAUGAUUGUCAAUUGCUCCUCAGUGCGUUUGAUCAGCAACCAUAUACAAUUUUGAUCAUGGCAGCUCAUUUUAAGGGAACAAAUUCCGGCAGCACACACUUAUGGUCCGUGUGUUGUGACCCGAUAUCGUUCACUUUCAUUAAGCAUGUCUUAGAUCCGAAAUAUUUUUACGGGAACUAACACUUUCGAACACGCUGAGUUCAAAUCCGAAAAGUUCCCACUCCAUAGACCCGCUGUUUUCUCACAAAAUGCUAUUUUAUCUUCUGACGAUACACGAUUAUGUCACUCGAAAGGUCAAUUUCCUUUAACCAGUCUUCCUUCUAACAAAAGACCGGUUUUGCUCGAAUCAUUUUGAGUUAUGCAAUCUUAUGCGUGUUGGACGUAAACAACAUAUCUUGUCGAUUGGUUUCUGGUAGAACACUUACGAUAACCUUAAAAUAUAAAAUAACCUUAAACUAUAAGAAUAAAUGGUCACAUCAAAGACAAAGAUCAUUCCCAAAAUAUAAAGUAUAUGCUCUGUAAACUUACGACUGAGUGGAGAAAUGUGUACAUGAGCUGUUUAUAUGUAUAAGCCCUCUUUCCAAUAAUAUUCUCUUAUCGCACAGUAUAACACCAACUGAUGCAGUAGUUCAAAUGCAAUGAUAAGUUAUCUCUUGAAUUACGUCUCGGAAACUGUGUUGGAAAUUUAAAUGGUGAUCAGGCAUUACAUAAUAUAUAGAUUAAGGCCGUUUUACAUCUUUGUAUAAACCAUUUUAAUCGCCAUGUAAAGAAUUAUUUCUCAGCCCAGAGACAUAGCCCAAAGACUUAACAUUGACGUCCUUGUGAUUUUAUAGAGAUAGAUCCUGAAUUAAGGAUAUUAGAAGGAAUUAUCUGCACCUUCUCAAAGUUGUAGACAAGAUAUGUUGUUUACGUCCAACACGCAUAAGAUUGCAUAACUCAAAAUGAUUCGAGCAAAACCGAUCUUUUGUUAAAAGGAAGAAUGGUUAAUAGAAAUCGGUCCUUUUAAUUGAGUGACAUAAUCGUGUAUUGUCAUCGAUCAGUGUCGUUGAAAAAAAAAUUGCUGUGAAAUUAGUGAAGACAAAAUCAGUAGCAUUUUGUGAGAAAACUGCGGGUCUACGGAGUGGGAUUAACUUUUCGGAUUUGAACUCAGCGUGUUCGAAAGUAUCAGUUCCCGUAAAAAUAUUUCAGAUCUAAGACAUGCUUAUUGAAAAUAUAUCGUUUUCUAGGCCCUUUUCGAGCUCACAACAGGUCUAUUAUGCCUAUAUACAAUAUAAUAACAUAUCAUUAUAUUUUUGAUCAAAUAAUUGCUAUUUAUUUCAGAUCAUUAUUUUGGGCAAAGUCGGAGAUCCAAGCGUCAAGGCGAGCAUCGCUGUGGAUGAUGUAUCAUUCGAAAAUAAAUUUUGUGAUGAACUACCUGAAG